Messenger RNA from Sphaeramia orbicularis (orbiculate cardinalfish), 3474 nucleotides. RefSeq names its product von Willebrand factor A domain containing 10, tandem duplicate 2 (gene vwa10.2). The record is from RefSeq and is a predicted model, not a curated record. The transcript has 18 exons. Lineage: Eukaryota; Metazoa; Chordata; Actinopteri; Kurtiformes; Apogonidae. Bases 141 to 2999 code for a protein of 952 amino acids.
CAUAGGUCUGCACAUAAUCUAAUCUACCUCAGACUGAACAUGGAAUGCUGCUGAAGAUUACACAGUUUAUUUGCAGCUCAUAAAUCAUUCAGAGAGGUAUCGAGACUUCAGCAUUUAUAUUUUUUCUUCUAAUCAUCGUAAUGAGUCAGACAGUCAGGAUGGUGGUUUUGGUGGUCCUCCUCCUCCUGGUAGACCACACUCACAGCUUCCAGCCACUCUUCUCAAGUAAAGGGAAUUCAACCACCCACCGCGAUAUCACACAGAGGGCAGUCCUCAUAAAGACAGCCCAGGUCUGCCGAGACAUUGCCGCAGAGGAGGGAUGGGGCUUCAGCCUGACCAUCGAUGACAGCCUGACAGUGGAGAAGGUGCAAAGGGCCUGCUCCUCUACAGGGACCUCCACUUCUGUUUUGUCCACCGUCAGGUAUCAAACUUCUAUUGCCAUUAUGUACUUCACCAAUGCAUUAGUGGACGUGGUAUUUGCGCUGAGCGAGGAGCACCAUUUUGACGAUGAAACCUUCACCGGAGGCCGAGACGUGAUCACCGCAGGUGUGUUUGCUGUCAAGUCCAGCGUGAAGCAGGAGAACUACGGGGCUGGGAGGUUGGUUCUAGGACAAGUGUGUCACACCCUGCAGGACUUCUACAGCCACAGUAACUGGGUGGAGCUGGGGAAUAAGUCUCCUUACGCCGCCCUGAUCAAACCUGAUCAAACUCUGGAGAACCUGGCAGGCCCAAGUGUUCCAACCUGCAGAAACUGUACCGAUGGCAAUUGUGAAAAUAACCUUCUGCCUGAUCUUCAGCAGCAGGGACUUCUCACUUCCGGCUACUUCAACCUGUUCUCAUCAGAAAAACCUGCAGGUAAAUGCAGUCACGGUGGCUCCUUUGAUAAGACAAGCAGAAAGGACCCAAUCGGAGGCAUCAGUAAGGACGACACUGGGUCCAGUCAUGGAUCACUUCAUCACCAAGCAGCUGAUUUGGCUGUGAAUGCCACUGUGGAAUUAUUGGAGGACAUCAGAUUAGCAGUCGGAAACAAGAAAUUCCUGCAACUGAUGGGCCUCUCUCAGUCCACUGUGCUGUGUUUUGUUAUCGACACCACGGGGAGCAUGAGUGACGACAUUGCAGAGGCAAAGAGAGUGUCCUUUGAAAUCAUCGACAGUAAAAGGGGGACGCAGCAGGAGCCGUCUGCUUACAUACUGGUACCUUUCAAUGACCCAGGUUUUGGACCUCUGGUUAUGACAACGAAUGCAGACAUCUUCAAAGACAGCAUCAACGCCCUGACUGCUAGUGGAGGAGGAGACAUCCCAGAGAUGUGUCUGUCUGGACUUCAGCUGGCCUUGACUGCUGCACCGUCUACAUCUGAGAUCUUCGUCUUCACCGAUGCUCCCGCUAAAGAUGCUCAUCUGAAAAGCACCAUCACUGCUCUUAUAGAAAGCUCCAAAUCUGUGGUUACUUUCAUGCUGACGGAUGUCCUGGCCAGUCGACGGCGCAGAAGCCUUCAGGGGGUGAGGCCACGUGCCAUGAGCCAAGCAGAUGCUCAGCUGUACCGUGACCUAGCGCGAGCAUCUGGAGGUCAGGCUAUUGAGGUCACCAAGGAUGACCUCUCUAAGGCCACCACGGUCAUAGAGGACUCCUCUGCCAGCGCUGUAGUGACAGUUUUUCAAGUAGUGAGCAAUCCUGGAAAGCCAGAUAAUUUCAGUUUUACUGUUGACGGAUCUCUAAAGAACAUGACUGCCUACAUCACAGGAAAAUCAUCUCUCACCUUCAGUAUCACCAGCGCUACAGGUGUAACUCAAAGCUCCAGUGAGUCCAGUGGUCCUCUGGCAACAUUAACCACAACAGGAAACCUCCGCCGGUUAAGUCUUAACGCUGAGAAUCAAACGGGAUUAUGGGAAAUUAGUGUCAACUCUAACGAUCCCUACUCGGUCAAAGUCAUAGGUCAAAGCUCAGUGAACUUCAUCUAUAACCUUGUAGAAGCACAUGAAGGAGCCCACGGUGAUUAUAGUCUAAAGGAGGGGCGUCCACUCACAGGUGGUAAUGCCACCAUCUUGGUCACUGUGACAGGAAGUGACACAGUAACAGUCAAAGAGGUCACACUGUUUGACAGCUCCGGACCGACAGAGGUCAACGGCACGUUACAGUCAGUGGGAAGUGGUAGCUUCCUGGUGACAUUCACUGACGUCCCAGCAGGGGACUUUGUACUCCGUCUAAAAGGAGAGGACAGCGCCACCUCCAGGUCAACACACAGCAGCUUCCAGAGGCAGGCGUCCACUCAGAUAAAGCCCUCCAGCAUCUCUGUUACUACUCAGACCAACAACACCAGUGCAGAACCAGGCUCCACCAUCUCCGUCAACUUCACAGUGGCCGCAACCUCCAACGGUGUUGUUAAUGAAACAGCCACCGGGACGUUCACGAUCCAAGCCAACAACGAUCGGAGCUACACGUCCACAUCACCAAGCACACUCACCAUAGCAAGUGGGGGGAAAGCUGAGGGCACUGUAACCUUAACGGUACCGUCAAGCGCCGCAUCCGGGACAGACGUGACGCUUACCAUCGAGGCUCAAAACGCAGACGCCACUGACAUCAACUAUGCCGUCCUCAGGUUUUCUGUGGCAGCCAAGGUGACCGAUACCACCAGUCCAACAUGCCAGGUCGUCAGCACAACCAACUGCACCUCAUCCUCUUCGGCCUGUUCGUCUUUACAGUGGAUGUUUGUGGCUAAUAUCACAGACGGCGUCAACGGGACCGGUAUUGAGAGUGUCAGCAUCAACCAAGGGAAUGGGACCCUCAACACCAGCACAGCGGUGGGAAUGGAUGGCAUGAACAUCACAGUGGUUUCCUACAGCGCCUCCUGCUGCUCACAGAGCGUACGGCUGGCUGCUGUAGACAAUGUAGGGAAUGUGGGGAUAUGUGAAGGAAAGGCUGUGACAUCCACUGGAGGGCGCACUCUGACCGUUUCACACUGGCUCUGGAUCAGCGUUGCGCUUUCUAUCAUUUGGCGCUGAUUUGAAUCUGGAGUAUUUACCCUGCAAAUAUUUAACAGUACGACACGAAUCAGAAUUUUUUUUUUUUUUUGUCCAUCAGCAUAAUUUAUAUUUCCUGUCACUUAUAGGAAAUGUUUUUCUUUCCCUGCUCUUUUAGUUAGAUGUUGGAUUUCACUAACACUAAAGAAAUCCUCUGUCUUACAGUCUAAUGAUAGAUUCAGUAUUUUCCUGUGUUCUACUCUUUUAUUAUUCAUAACGCUAAAAGGUCACUGUUAGAAAUAAAUGUUUUAACUAAAUGAGGAUUUCAGCUUGUUAAAUAAAGGAUUACAUAUAUACAUAUAUAUUCUAUGUGUACUUGUUUCAUGUGUUUUUUGUUUUUUUUUCUAAGGUCUUGAUGUGGUCUGCUUUGGGAAUUAAGUAUUAAACAAAUUAUCUGUUCUUAAUUUUGUCAAGGAAUUAUUUUCUAAUGAGUGAAUUUCCAACUGAAUAUCAAUAA